Messenger RNA from Oppiella nova, 662 nucleotides. The record is from the annotation of a GenBank genome assembly. Lineage: Eukaryota; Metazoa; Arthropoda; Arachnida; Sarcoptiformes; Oppiidae.
GGACAAUCACAAUCUCCAGGAGCGCCACCAAAGACCAGAUUAUAGCUGCAUGUCUUCGAGCAUUCCAUAUACACGACGAUCCCCGCCAUUACAUUAUCACCGAUGCUUACGAUACCAAUGAGAAAGAGCUCUGCGAAUUCAUGCCCGUCCAGAGUCUCAUUAGGGUCGAAGGCAAACGAUGCGGACUGUUCUUCAGGUAUAGACCGCCCAAUCCAGAUGAAGGUUCCGUAAAAGUGUAUCCGGGAAAGUUAAACGUGACCGACACCUAUAGAGUCAUUCCCGUGACUCUGGACACCAGUGUCGAGGACGUGAUGAUCGCCGCAUUGGAUCAGUUCGGCUUAGAUUCGGGUGAUUUGAAUCGAUAUCGUUUGGUUGAAGUGUCGUUAGACAAAGGAUCUGUUCACGAGAGAACUAUGGAUAACACAGAGAGUCCCUGGGCUAUUAUCAAAAGUUUAGCACGGGACUCAAUCCGCCAGAAAGACAACACCCGGUUCUACCUGCAACAGGUGGAUGAGGUCUACUGUUCCAAUGUCGCCAUUUUUGUGGGCAAUUUACCACCGAAUCUGUCUCAACGACAAUACGAAAGAAUUUUAGUUGAAUUACUAGGAAAACGUAAGUGUUUUACGGGUAAAUUCACGCCACGCUUCCGGUAUAAUAGGGUU